CUCCCUCUUCUUCUGCCUGCGACGAUCGCUUCUCCAAUUCGCAAGGAAAACGUUGAGCGUGCCAGCUGCGCCUAUACGUGUGGUAGCCACUGCUACAGUGCCAGUGCUGUGAGUGCAACGCAGGCGGAAGGCUACUCUCUUUACCAAUCAGGCGAGACCCUCCAUGACUAUCCGCAUGUCUACCAUGACUAUGAGGGCUUCGACUUCAGUGUCUCUGGGACAUACUAUGAGUUCCCGAUCUUGAGCGACGGGGCUGUUUACGAUGGAGGAUCGCCGGGGGCAGAUCGCGUCAUCUUCAAUACUGCGGACCAGUUGGCGGGCUUGAUCACCCACACUGGAGCUAGCAGUAGCAGUGGGUUUGUCGAAUGUAGCUAA
Molecule: messenger RNA, 375 nt
Organism: Aspergillus saccharolyticus JOP 1030-1
Lineage: Eukaryota; Fungi; Ascomycota; Eurotiomycetes; Eurotiales; Aspergillaceae
Product: extracellular guanyl-specific ribonuclease RntA
Exons: 1
Molecular function (GO): RNA nuclease activity; RNA binding
Source: RefSeq, a predicted model, not a curated record